This is a messenger RNA of Bradysia coprophila, 3812 nucleotides long. RefSeq names its product tubulin folding cofactor D (gene TBCD). The record is from RefSeq and is a predicted model, not a curated record. Lineage: Eukaryota; Metazoa; Arthropoda; Insecta; Diptera; Sciaridae. Gene Ontology annotation, molecular function: GTPase activator activity; beta-tubulin binding. Gene Ontology annotation, cellular component: lateral plasma membrane. Gene Ontology annotation, biological process: bicellular tight junction assembly; post-chaperonin tubulin folding pathway; adherens junction assembly.
AACACUGACAGUUGACUAGCAAACACACACAAAAGGUGAUUCACAUAAACAAAAAAGGUUGGAGAACCAAAAGCAACUGUUCCAUAAACUUGCAUUUAAGGUCUGGUAAAAGUCUUUGAUCAGAGGUGCAAUUUGAUGAACAAUUGCCAACCACACAAAACGUACUCAUGGACACCGUAGAUAUUCAGGAUGACCUCCCGUCGAACACACUCGAUCAUUUCGUUGAAUACGCCGAAGUAUUGCAGAUGAUUGAAUCUCUGAAGACCGAACAAUCCAAACAAUAUGAAAAAUCGUACCAGACGUACAGUACCGUGCUAUCCAGGUAUCAGGAACAGCCCCAUUUGUUAGAUUUACACUUAGGUGAAUUGAUCAGUCGAUUGUUGGCGAUAAUUCGAUCAAUUGAUUGUCCGGAAGAGCUGUUUCACAUCGCUUUUAAGUAUCUGUAUCAACUGUCUAAAGUGCGUACAUACAAGGUGUUAGUUAAGAUGUUGCCGCAUGAAAUCAGCGAUUUAGAUUUCGUGCUCAAUAAGCUGGAAGAACAAUUGAUCAAUCAAUCUGACCAGUGGGAGACCCGAUACAUGCUACUGUUGUGGCUGUCAAUAUUGGUGUUGAAUCCGUUUCACAUGUCUCGAUUGGAUGCAUUCACUGUGACUGACGACGUUGUCAGUGGAAAUCAUGUGGGUGGCGGCGAACAAAGUAAAAUGGAAAGAAUCUUCAAUUUAUGCAAGACAAACACUGCAAAGCAUGAUAGUUGUGCUGAAGUGGCCUCGUAUCUGGCAUCCAAGUUUCUGAUACGUAUCGAUGUGAAGGAUUUGUAUUUGCCGAAAUUCUUUGAUUGGAUCAUUGAAGGUAGUCGUAAUGAAACCACAAACGUUACCUUGGGCCAAUUGGCUGCUAUAGCGGCUAUUUUGAAGCACGGCAAGCGAGAGGAUCUGCUUAAACAUGUGCAGACAAUAUUACAGUGGACUGCUGGGUGUAAUUUCAAGGAGUGCAACGAAUACCUGAAAAUCAAACAUUUUUUAAAAAUUGUCCAGCGAUUAGGUCUGGUAUAUUUGAAACCCCGGCUCGCCAAGUGGCGAUAUCAACGUGGAUCUCGCAGUUUAGUACACAAUUUGCAGGAAACCCCAGAUGCAACCUUCGAUUUAAAGAAUGACCAAAUAACUACCGAGGGUGAUGAGGAUGACAUAGUUGUACCCGAAGAAAUUGAAGAGAUAAUUGAGGAGUUGUUGCAAGCAUUACGAAGUCCCAGUAGCGAUGUUCGAUGGUCGGCUGCAAAAGGCAUCGGAAGAGUAACGAAUCGUCUUCCACAAUCACUAGGAGAUGAAGUUGUCGGAUCGGUUAUCGAUCUUCUGAACGAAACAGAACCGCAUGAAGCUUGGCACGGUGGAUGUCUAGCCAUUGCUGAAUUGGCCAAGCGCGGUCUACUGUUACCACAUCGUCUGGAAGUUAUGGUACCGAUUCUUCAACAAGCACUCGUUUACGAUGAAAUGAAAGGCUACAUGUCGGUCGGUCAACAUAUCCGCGAUGCUGCUUGCUACAUGUGCUGGGCAUUCGCUAGAGCCUAUGAUCCGGGCGACUUGGAACCAUUUAUUCAGAGAAUAGCUUGCGGUUUACUGGUAACAACGGUCUUCGAUCGCGAAAUAAAUUGUCGACGAGCAGCAUCGGCAGCUUUUCAAGAAAGCGUUGGUCGUUUAGGCAACUUUCCGCAUGGUAUUGACAUAUUAACGGCGGCUGAUUUCUUCUCCGUUGGUCUGAGAACGAAUUCGUUUUUGAAUAUCAGCGAUUACAUAGCGCAAUACGAUGAGUAUACGACAUCGUUGAUCGAUCACCUUUUUGAGAAGAAGAUCGGCCACUGGGACACUGCCGUACGAGAGAUAACGGCAAAAGCGUUGUAUAAAUUAACGAAAAGGGCUCCCCAAUAUAUGUCCACUCACAUUUUACCAUCUAUCUUCGGGAAAACCACCUCAAUCGACGUCAAUCUGCGGCACGGAUCGGUUUUAUCUAUCGGAGAAAUUGUCUUGUCAUUAAGUGAACUGGAAGCACUGGAUCCGAAGACAAAGUUCAUUAAUGAAUCUUUGCUGGUUCUGAUCAACGGACUGGUUAGUCAGUUUUAUAAUCGUGGACAGUACAGAGGAAUGAGCGGUGAAAUGAUGAGUCAAUGUUCUUGUGACUUUAUUCGCAACUGCAGCAUGGCUAAAGUAGAAGCAACUCCUGAAUGUCUUGAAUCCUGGCAGGCCAUAAUCAACAUGUGCAUCGUGAAGAAAUCGUUGCAAAUCCGUGAGGCUGGUAUUGCCGCACUGGGAGCUCUAUGCGACACAUACUACUCCAAGGAUCAAUUCGUAAAAUCCAACGACGAUUUGGUUGCAUACUAUCUCAAAGGCUGUGAAAAUGAUCUGGAAGAGAAUAUUCGAAUGGGCUACGUACUGGCACUGGGCGCCUUUCCCAAGUUCAUGAUCCGAUCCAAUUUCGAUAAAAUUAUCGCCACUCUGAUGAAGCAAACACUGACGCCGACACUGCAGUCAAGUGUCUUAGCCAAGGAUAACCGACAGACGGAGAAUGCGUUAACGGCAAAUUGGGCCGAAUCAAGACGAGAUAGCAUAAAAGCUCUGGGUAAUGUGAUUGAAACGGUUGGCUUUGACGAAAACGUAGUUACAUCGGAUGUCUUGGACAAAGUAUUCGAAUGUUUGUUCCUCGGAUUGCAGGAAUAUACAAUUGACGAUAGAGGUGACAUCGGUGCAUGGGUACGUGAAUCUGCAAUGAAUGUUCUUUACACAUUGCUCACUAUCUGUCCGAACGAUUUGCUAAAACCUCAAAUUGUACGCAACAUUAUGUUGGGCUUGGCACAGCAGGCUGUAGAAAGCAUUGACCGAACGAGAGGAUUAGCCGGGAAUUUAUUUUGCAAAAUCGUUCAUCACGACCCUACCAUACCAUUUAUACCAGAUCAUGCAUUUUUGAAGGCACUGUUCCCAGAGGACAACAAAAGUGUUCUGUGGUUACACGCUGAUCACACAUUUCCAAUGUUCUGCGCAUUGCUUGAACUUCCGACAUAUUCCGAAAAAAUUGUGCUCGGCCUCAGUGCCAGCAUUGGUAAAUUAAGUGAAUCUUUGAUCAAGUAUUCGUCCACGGCAAUGUUCAACUUUUUGCGUUCACACAAUGAUCAUGUGACUAGAAUUUGUCAGGAAAUUCUAAACAUAUUCCAACAAUAUCAGCUCAACGAUCGUGUGACCUUUCCACUCAUGAACUUCCUGGACACUUUACUCAGUUCCGGUGCGGUGAGCGAUGUGUUGGUCGACAUGGAAUCAAACUUUGCCGAGGAACUGUUUCGUUUGGUUAAAUUGGAAAUAAAAGGACAGAAAAAGCUGUACAAAUUGGUGGCCAGUGUCAACGUACUGUGUCAUUUGAUUCAAAUACCAGCCUUGUGUCCAAGGGUUCUAUCAAUACUCGCUCUAUAUUUGGGAUAUUCGUAUGUGCAUGUGAGAAAAUCGACGGCCGCUAAGUUGUACGAAACGAUUUUGAUACAUGGCGAUUGCAGCGAAAUUCCCGAAGAAAAUAUUGACAGGAUUCUGGAACUAUUAUCAGAAACAGAUUGGGGAAUUGAGAUCACCGAAAUUCGUCCGAUACGGAACGAGCUUUGUACUCUGAUGGGAGUUAAACCGCCAGUAUCUAUUGCUGCUUCGAAGAAGUAAUUUCAUCGGAAUGCGUUUUCGCUGGGACUGCUAUCCAAGACCGUCUAACCGCACACGCACUAAGUUCCAUUUUUUAUAUUUAAACUAUCAAAAUUAUGAAUAAACAAACCACUGCUUACUAUCACA